GCCGGGCGGGCGCCAUGGAGGAGGGCUCCAGCUCGCCCGUGUCCCCGGUGGACAGCCUGGGCACCAGCGAGGAGGAGCUCGAGCGGCGGCCGAAGCGCUUCGGCAGGAAGCGGCGCUACAGCAAGAAGUCGAGCGAAGAUGGCAGCCCGACCCCGGGCAAGCGCGGCAAGAAGGCCAGCCCGAGCGCGCAGUCCUUCGAGGAGCUGCAGAGCCAGCGCAUCCUGGCCAACGUGCGCGAGCGCCAGCGCACGCAGUCGCUCAACGAGGCCUUCGCCGCGCUGCGCAAGAUCAUCCCCACGCUGCCCUCGGACAAGCUCAGCAAGAUCCAGACGCUGAAGCUGGCCGCCAGGUACAUAGACUUCCUCUACCAGGUCCUGCAGAGCGACGAGAUGGACAAUAAGAUGACCAGCUGCAGCUACGUGGCCCACGAGCGCCUCAGCUACGCCUUCUCCGUGUGGCGCAUGGAGGGCGCGUGGUCCAUGUCCGCCUCCCACUAGCGCCGCGCCACCCACGUCCGGACGGCCCCGCGCGCCAGGACUGACCCGCACGUCUGAAGAACUGGGGCGCACCACACCUGUCACCUCUGAAACCUGGACAACCUCGCUAAGGCCCCUUGCACGCCCCAGCAAGUGUCCAGACAGGGCCGCGCGGCCUUCCCCGAGACGGCCCCCCUGCUGGAAGGGGCUCCCAGCCCCCACCAGCGACCUGCACAUUGUCAUCUCGUCACCAUCUGGAUUUUUCUUCUGGGUUUUAUUUUUGGGGGGUGGAUUUUAUUGUUUCUGAAAAAUCUCUCGAUUCAGGAAAGCAUUUAUGAGCAUUUGGAUUUUGGAUUUGUACUUCCCUCUAAGUGCCUUCUCUGACCUGUAUUUUUUUUUAAUAAAACAGAAAUGUGUUCUUGUACAAUCUGUUCCAACUGGACCAAGGCUGUCAGAACAGGACCCCGGUUCCCACCCACCCCGACCUCUGCAUGAUGGUCUCAAGGAAGCCUGGAACCCCCUCCUCACACCCCUCUUUUGCCCUGAUUCGCUCAGCUCGCUGUUUUUAUAUUCCCCAUGUCCGUGUAUAUGUUGCUUAUUUGUUUAUUUAUUGAGAUAUUUUUACAAGCCAAGUGCUCUGCCCGUGGCUGUGUACCCCGGCCCUGCCCAGAACAAUAAAGAUCCCACACGGC
Messenger RNA from Chinchilla lanigera (long-tailed chinchilla), 1168 nucleotides. It is a transcript of the gene Twist2, whose product is annotated as twist family bHLH transcription factor 2. The record is from RefSeq and is a predicted model, not a curated record. Gene Ontology annotation, biological process: developmental process; regulation of transcription by RNA polymerase II. Gene Ontology annotation, molecular function: protein dimerization activity; DNA-binding transcription factor activity, RNA polymerase II-specific; RNA polymerase II transcription regulatory region sequence-specific DNA binding. Lineage: Eukaryota; Metazoa; Chordata; Mammalia; Rodentia; Chinchillidae.